GAACUGGUUGCGUUCACAUUAGGGAUUUUGUUAUUCGCUUCGAACAUUAUUCAGAUGUACUUUAAAUGGUAUCUGCAGUGUCUCGUUGUUUCUCGAUAUGAUCCGUCUUUGUUAAAGGAAACGCGAUAUUUAUGAGUAAUUUUACAAGAGUUUUUAGUGGAUUUUAAUUAGUUUAAUAUUUCUUAGUUAUUAAGAAUUACAAAAUGAUCUCAGUAGCAGAUAAAAGUUUUAAGAAAAACUUAUACAGAAAGGAACUAAAGAAGAUCAAACAUUUUAGAAUAUUAGAAUUGUUUCAUUUUCAAAUCUCGUCAUUGCAGUGGUGGUGGUAGCCACGAGAAAUGAAGUUCAAACGGCACGAAAUCGACAAGAGCGGCGGUGGUAAUUGUAGAGAGGCUGGAAAGGCGGUCUGUUGGAUGCGCACUCGGUCUCCUUGGAAACGUUAGCCGAAGCCAUUUUCGGUCCAAUAACUUAUACGCAUUCAAUACUACAAGUUCUGAAAUUAGCGAAUCAAAGAUUGAAUGAUACAGGCAUAAUUAUGAAUAAAAAUGGCUUGACUCAGAAAAAAAUAUAAAGUACAGUCUACUACUAGAUGCCGCUACUAUUCUUAUUGUACACGUUUUGUUAUCAAAGGAAUUACAUUUACCGCCAAAAAUUAUAAAGUGAUAAUAAGUAAGUCUGAAGGUAAAGAACCAUGAUUUGUAAAAAAGCCACUUCAUUUAUGGAAUUUUAAGCUUCAAUUUGUCCUAUAUUGAAUAUUAAUAUUUGUAAAUUGUUCACGACGACAUGGAUAGCGAUAAUGAAAAUUUCAAAGCUCUUGCUCAGUUUUUAGAAACUGAAGAAUUAGAUUUCCCAGAUAGUAACAUUAACAAACAUAAUUUUUUGGAAAAAAAGGAAGUCGAAUCUACUGUAAAACAAUCACUAAAUGAACCUAAAGAGCCUGCCAAAGGAACUUUCAGUGACUUUUUCAAAUCACUAAAUUCAGUUCAUAAACCUAAAAUUGUGGACUUGCAUGAACCGACAAAUAAGCAUAACACGACUAAUAAAGAAUCUACUCCCAAAACUCCAAAAUUUGGAUUUGAUCCUUCUGUUGAUCCUAUUUUUGGUUUACGAAUUAUAAAUCCCAUAUUAUCAUCACAAGCAAUAAAAGAUAAUAUGAGUAACAAAACUCCUGUUCCAGUUAGUAGAGUGAAAACCUUUGUUACUUCAGGUGAUAUUUCUUCAGAUUGGGUAAUUGCUGGUGUUCUAGUCAAUAAAUCUUUACCUAAGACUUCUCAAAAAGGUACUACUUUUAGUAUAUGGAAACUUAGUGAUUUAAAACCAGGAAUGAAUACAAUUACUCUAUUUUUAUUUGGUAAGUCACAUGCUGAUUUGUGGAAAACUGAUAUUGGAUCUGUUGUUGGUGUUCUUAAUCCUAAAGAACUUGAUUCCAAAGAUCGCAAAGAUGGAAUUACUUUAUCUAUUAACAGUGGUGAUCAAGUUAUGGUGUGGGGUAGAUCUAAAGAUUAUGGAACUUGUAAGGGUGUAAAGAAAAAUGGAGAAAAAUGUGAUAUGUUUGUUAAUAUUAACGAUUGUGAUGUUUGUACUUACCAUGUAAAAAGAGAAUAUAUAAAACACUGUGGUCAAAGAGCUAAUCUUGGCAACUCAAGACCAACAGCUGCUCAUAGUUUACGUGAUAAAGUAUUAGGUAAAAAUGAAGUAUUUUAUGGAGGAAAGAGUUUUGUUUCUACUAAAGCCAAUCAUUCUAAAUUAAUGAAAGAAGAUCAAGCUAAGCUUCAAAGAUUGACACCUGCAAAUAAACAAAAUACUGUUAAUUUAGCUAACCCAUUAAGUAUUCCAUCUUCUACUACAGUGGCUAGUAGACGAUCUACUGCUAUCCGUGAGUUUGUUGAUAACUUAAAAACCAAUGAACUUACUGGAUCUGGAAAAAAAAACCUAGACUAUAAAGAAGCCUCACCAAUGUGUACUUUUAAAGACUUGUUAGGUAAUUCAACUAGUUCAAAUAAUUUUGGAUCUCAAAGAAAACGAUGUGCUAAAGCAAAUGCAUUAGAAUAUAUCAAAUCUAAGGGACCUAUUCAAAAAGAAAAUCCAAAUUUGUUUGAAAAAAAUAAUGGAGGAAAAAAAAGAAAAAUGCCUGAAGAUAUUGUACUUGAUCUAGAAAAUGGAAAAAAAGUUGCAAAAGAAGAAAAAAUAUCUCAGAGAUUUUUAGAAUUGAUGAACUCUACUUCUCAAAAUCAAGAAUUAAUUGAUAUUGCUCAACAAGAAGCUGAAGAUAAAUAUUUUGAUGAUAUGGAUAGAAAAGAAAAAUUAGAACAAAAAAUGAUGAAUACUUAUAAAAUGCCAUGCAAAGCUGUUCGUUGUAUAGUGUGUAAAUACACAUGGUUUUCAGCGUCUGAGUGGUGUAAAGCACAAAAACAUGCUUUACGUGUAACUGAUGCAACAAAACGCUUUUUCAAAUGUGGGGAUUGCAAUUCUAGAACAGUCUGCUUAACAAUGUUUCCAUUAAUUUCAUGUAAGAAUUGUAGUAGCUCUAAAUGGGAACGAGCUCCUAUGAUGGCACACAAAAAAGUUGAUGAAGUUAACUUAAGUAUUCGUGGAGAUGAACAAAGUUAUCUAAGUGCCAUGCAACCCAAAUUAAGUCUUGGACUAUUGGUACCAAAUGAUAACUAAAAAAUUGUUGAUUAUAAAAAUUUAUGGUUACUUUAAAAUAUGAUGUAAUAAAAUCCCUACUAAAUAGCUUUAUCUAUCUAUAACUAUUAUAUUAAUUUUUUGUAUUGUGAAGCUUAAUAAGUCUAAUUGAAUUUAAACGAAAUAGACUUAAAUUAUUAGACUUAUAAUUUAUAACUGAUACAGUGAAUUAUUAAAAUUAUUAUAUUAGUAUUUAGUUAAAUUAUAUUUAUAAUGACUUUAUAAAAGUCGAAAGUUCAAUGAA
Molecule: messenger RNA, 2929 nt
Organism: Daktulosphaira vitifoliae (grape phylloxera)
Lineage: Eukaryota; Metazoa; Arthropoda; Insecta; Hemiptera; Phylloxeridae
Gene: Mcm10
Product: protein MCM10 homolog
Exons: 7
Coding region: 784-2667 (627 amino acids)
Biological process (GO): DNA replication initiation; DNA replication
Cellular component (GO): replication fork protection complex; nucleus
Molecular function (GO): DNA replication origin binding; single-stranded DNA binding
Source: RefSeq, a predicted model, not a curated record